UACUUUUCUUAAUUCGAGCGCGAGGUGGUAGCACAGUGUAAGUUUUUCUGCCAAGUAUACUGCACAUUAAACAUGAACAUUCAUAUACUAACAUUUUAUUUCAUUCUGAGCAAAGGACCACUAAAAAAAGCAGCGCGGUAGGUUUGAGAAGAGUACACAAUGCACCAAAUGGAUAAGAGACAUCCCUCCCUCUGAUAUAAAACAGUUGAUAUUGACAGCUCUCGUCUCGAUCCGGGAUAACCUCUUGGUCCAAUCGACUACCAAUUUUUGUCACGUCUAUAUUCGACGAUUGCCAAAACAUUUUGAAAGAAUGGCAUGUCUUUUGUUGAAUCAAGAAAAUGUGCACAUUAAAAUUCCAUCAGCUGACACUGUCGAAGGUAUUACUUAUUAUUGCAUCGAGGUUAGGAUUGCUUCAAUCAAAUGGACUGUGAAGCACAGAUAUAAUGAUUUUGCUGAACUUCACGAUAAACUUGUCUCAGAGAAUUAUGUUAAGAAGGAUAUAUUGCCACCAAAGAAGCUUAUUGGAAAUAAAUGUGAAGCUUUUGUAGAAAAGCGUAGAUUAAGUUUAGAAGUUUAUUUAAAUGAAGUAUACAACUAUCUGAAAAAAGCAAUGCCCAGAGAAUUAGCUGUAUUUCUUGAUAUGCAUAUAUAUGAUAUAUUUUUUCUACUACAGAGUAUGGCUUUAGAAUUUUUUAUAGAAGGGAAUAGUUUAUUGCAAAAGUCCAAGAGUCACAAAUUUAAUCCAGUUCAGCUAUAUGCAAUCAGUGAGAGAUUAAAACAACCUUGUCCACCAAUCGAAGUGGUUGACAAAAAAUAUGAUUUCAGUCAUGUCUUGGAUUUCAAUUCUCAUUUAACUGGUCUUAUCAUUGAAGGAAGUUCAGAACCUUAUAAAACCAGCAAUAUUUAUUCAUCAGCAUUAUCCAUUGAAUUAACAAGUUUCAAAAACAUAGAAAAUCUAACCAUUAAUCAAUAUCCAAUGGAUAAGAUAUAUCAUAUGGGCAAUCUUCGAGAUACGGUGAAAUAUUUAAAAGUGAACAAUACAAAACUUAGAAAUAUCGUUGAAUUAGCAAUGUGCGAAGAAGUACAUAAAACAAUUGAAAAUGCGAACGAUUCCCAUGUUUGGUUUAAAGUCACUCAUCUAGAUCUUAGUGAUAAUCGAAUAGAAGUUAUAGAUGAAGCAAUUAAAUUAUUACCACAAAUAGAAUGCUUAACAUUAAAUAAUAAUUUACUCUCUGAAAUUUCUAACAUCACUCUAUUACCAAGAUUGUCUCAAUUGUAUUUAGCAUCAAAUAAUUUCACAACUCUACCCGAUGAUUUGCAUACGAAACUUGGUUAUAUCGUAUAUAUCGAUUUAUCCCAAAACAAAUUAACUUCAUUAUCGAGUUUCUCGAAAUUGUAUUCAUUAGAAGGUCUAGACGUAAGUUGCAAUCGUAUCGAAAAGAUCGAAGAGGUAAAGAAUAUUGGUCAUCUACCUUGUUUAGAAAAUUUAAGAUUAACUGGCAAUCCAGUGUCAACAAUUGUCGAUUAUAGAGUAAAAGUAUUAGAACCAUUUGGAAAAAGAGCAGCAGAUAUUUGUUUAGAUAAUGAAAAACCAAAUCAGAAGGAACUGGAUACUGUUUCUGUUCAUCAAGCAUUACGCAUUGCAAGAGAAGGAAAAUCACCCACAUUCACGGCUUCAGAUGCGCCUUUAUUUUCUGCAGAGAUUCCAAAUAUAUAGAAUUGCAUAAUUACAAUUUCAUUUCAGAAGAUAUUCUAGACAAAGAAGGAACUUUGAUAUAAAUUUUUAUCAUUGACUCAAAUUUUUUUCUUAAAUAUAAAAGACCAAGAAUUACAAAUUUUCAAACACAUUUAGAUUUUGAUGGAAAUCUAACGAGAUAUUUUAUAUUUUUUACUCAAAGUGAUAUCACUUUUAAAAAUUAAAUUGAAUUAAUCUGUAUGAAAAGGUUCCUUUGUAAAUUAAAUCAAAUUGAUAUUUAAAAUGACAAACAUUCAAGAUUUGAAUCUCACUUGUAGCUCUUUUUAUGAUAUUUAUUUAUGUCACUUUAUCAUGUCGGUGCUUUUUAUUAUCUUUUUUUAACAUUAUGAUGAUAAUCUAAUCAGUAUAAUAUAUACCAAAAUAAUAAUCUAUAAUUUAAGUCUUAGAUAAUGAGUCAAAUCUUUAUUUGACUAAAUCUUUAUUUGAUUUAGAUAUAAAGGAAAUUUUAAUAAUGUGUGGGAUAAUUAAAAAGAAGAUAAUAAAUCUCUCUUUUCGGGGAUAACGUGCCACUUAUCUAUGUAAAAGUAAAAUUUAUAAGAUUCUACUGUGUACAUAAUUAUUUUUAAAUUGUAUAUUGCGUGUUACCGUCAUAUAUUUUUUAUACGAAAUCAGAAAAUGAAAUAGAAAGAUUAGAUUGAUCAAAGAUGUAUAUUUAUUUAUAAUUUAUAUCAAAGAAGUUUAGUUGAUAUAUAUAUAUAUAUAAACCGUUGGUGAUUCUUAAUAUAUAAAUUAUAAAUUCUAUUUAUAUUCCAUGAAAUAAUUUAAUUUGCAAUUUAGAAAUAAGAAGAAUUCGUUUUAAGAAUUAUUGCUUUUUAAAUAAUUCAUUAUUAAAGAUAACAUUUAUUAUUUAAUAAAAUUUGCAUAUAAAUUAUUUAAAUUAAAACAUUUAUGUAUCAUAUAUAUUGUCAGUGCAAAUAAAAAUGCGCUUGAAUCAAAACAAUUAUUUUCAAAGUUUUGAUUCGAUACACAAUUAUUAGUUUGUUAUUUGUUGCAUAAAUUUUUAUGAUGAUGUUAUUUUGAAAGAUGUAAACGCAUUUAAUGAUUAACGAUUUUAUAAUAGUUUAACACAAAUUAUCUAUAAAUGUAUAUAAGAAAAUCAAAUAUUUUGUUAAUAAAGAAUUCUAAAUCAAUAAAUUGUGAUAACCUAUUUUUUAUUACUCUAUAUAUAAGCAUAUUAUAUCUUUAUUUAAAAAUUUGUAAUAAGAAAUAAUAUUUCUAUUUCUUACAUUUUUGUUAUUUAUUACAUUUUUUAUAUAAAAAAUUUGUUUAAUUUUUAUAAAUUGAAAUUAAUUAUAGUUUGGACAAUAUAAAAAAGACGGAUUAAUUAUCUUUAAAGUUUAUUUUUAUUUGAACUUUCACAUUGUUCGCAUUACCUUUUAAACAUCAUACGUAUCUCGACAAUAGUAAAAUAUUCAUAAAUAAUAAUAAUAAUCAUUACAAUGCUUAACAUAUUUUAAGCAUUCUUGUGUUAUAGUCUUUUAAUGUAGUACACCUAAAAACUAACACAUAUAUAAAUUAUCGUUUCAUAUAUUCGUUUCACAAAAGAUCACUUUCCUUUUUUGCGUUAUGAUCGCGCAUCAUAUUCUUUUUUUUCGAUGAACUUGGUGCACAAUAUUUCACAAUAUUUUUUU
Apis dorsata (giant honeybee) is the source of this 3387-nucleotide messenger RNA. RefSeq names its product nischarin. The record is from RefSeq and is a predicted model, not a curated record. Bases 311 to 1717 code for a protein of 468 amino acids. Gene Ontology annotation, molecular function: phosphatidylinositol binding; protein kinase binding; integrin binding. The transcript is spliced from 3 exons. Gene Ontology annotation, cellular component: cytoplasm. NCBI's taxonomy places the organism in Eukaryota, Metazoa, Arthropoda, Insecta, Hymenoptera, Apidae.